GGACGCGUCCUUGGCUUAGGCCCGGUUUCCCGCGGCGCGUGUGGGACCUGGCUGGCUGGAAGGCGCCCCUGACCUUGGUCUCUCCCCGGUGCCAGGUCUGCCUUAGGACCAUGGGCGCCUCGCUGGGCACCGGCGUACGGUUGGCCCUCCUGUCGGGCCGGGCCUGUGGCACCCUCCCGAGCUGGGCGACCUCCGCGCCCACCCGAGGCUGCCAUUCCAAGGCUGGCCCGGUGCGCCCGGUGCCCCUGAAGAAGCGCGGAUACGAUGUCACCAGGAACCCGCAUCUCAACAAGGGGAUGGCCUUUACCCUGGAAGAAAGGAUACAGCUUGGAAUCCACGGCCUGAUUCCUCCCUGCUUCCUGAGCCAGGAUGUCCAGCUCCUCCGGAUCAUGAGAUCCUACGAGCGGCAGCAGAGUGACCUGGACAAGUACAUCAUUCUCAUGACACUCCAAGACCGGAAUGAGAAGCUCUUCUACCGAGUGUUGACCUCAGACGUGGAGAAGUUCAUGCCAAUCGUCUACACGCCCACCGUGGGGCUGGCCUGUCAGCAGUAUGGCCUGGCCUUCCGCAGGCCCCGUGGGCUGUUUAUCACCAUUCAUGACAAGGGCCACAUUGCAACAAUGCUGAACUCUUGGCCAGAGGACAAUAUUAAGGCUGUGGUGGUGACUGACGGAGAACGCAUACUGGGCUUGGGAGACCUGGGCUGCUACGGUAUGGGCAUCCCCGUGGGAAAGCUGGCCCUUUACACCGCGUGUGGGGGGGUGAACCCGCAGCAGUGCCUCCCUGUCCUGCUGGACGUCGGCACCAACAACAAGGAGCUGCUCAGAGACCCUCUGUACAUUGGCCUGAAACACCAGCGCGUGCGUGGGAAGGAUUACGAUGAACUGCUGGAUGAGUUCAUGAAGGCUGUAACAGACAAGUUUGGAAUAAAUUGCCUCAUCCAGUUUGAAGACUUCGCCAAUGCCAACGCUUUCCGCCUGCUCAACAAAUACCGCAACAAGUACUGCAUGUUCAAUGAUGAUAUCCAAGGCACAGCCUCUGUCGCUGUGGCAGGGAUCCUCGCUGCUCUGCGAAUCACCAAGAACAAGCUCUCCAAUCAUGUGUUUGUUUUCCAAGGUGCAGGUGAGGAAAGGAGUCACCUGAACCAUGAGAAAGAGAUAUUUGCCCAGGACCAUCCUGAAGUGAAGUCCCUGGAGGAGGUGGUGAGGCUGGUGAAGCCCACAGCCAUCAUAGGUGUUGCCGCCAUUGCAGGAGCCUUCACGGAGCAGAUUCUGAGGGACAUGGCCUCCUACCACGAGCGCCCUAUCAUCUUUGCACUGAGCAACCCCACCAGCAAGGCCGAGUGCACAGCUGAGAAGUGCUAUCAGGUCACCGAGGGCCGAGGUAUCUUUGCCAGUGGAAGUCCUUUUAAGAGUGUGACACUGGAAGACGGCAGGACCUUCAUUCCUGGGCAGGGAAACAACGCCUAUGUGUUCCCUGGAGUGGCACUGGGAGUCAUCGCCGGCAGGAUCCGGCACAUCCCGGAUGAGAUCUUCCUCCUGACAGCAGAGCAAAUUGCCCAGGAGGUCUCUGAGCAGCAUCUGUCCCAGGGGAGACUGUACCCGCCACUCAGCACUAUCCGAGAUGUGUCUCUGAGAAUCGCCAUCAAAGUCCUCGACUACGCGUACAAACACAACCUGGCCUCCUACUACCCAGAGCCCAAGGACAAGGAGGCUUUUGUAAGAUCCCUGGUCUACACUCCAGACUAUGACUCAUUUACAGUGGACAGCUACACUUGGCCCAAGGAGGCCAUGAAUGUUCAGACGGUUUGAUGCGAUUUCAGUGGCUGGUGUGGGGCUAGAUGAAGCCCUAAGUAGCACCAACAAUAUAAAUCGGUUCCAAAAUGGCCAUCUUUGUCACUGUGUUUUUUCUUUUGAACUUUCUGGUGUGAGAGGAGAUGCCCAGGCAUGUGGUGAAUGAGAGCCUUGUCUCUGAAGACCCUUGGAGUUUACAUUUCUCUAACCCUCCUCUGAGUUCCUUCCUAAGCAUUUCUUCAUUCAUUGAUUGCCAACUAUGGGCUUAGGCCUGUGGGAAAUACAGAAUAUUGCCUAGAAUCCUGCCUUUACAGAGCUCAGGGUCUAGUGGAAGAGAUGAGAUACACAAUUCAUUUCGUUGUAAGGGAAAAAGUGGUAAGUCCAUGAAACAAGUGCAGAUAAAGAUCAAGGAUACUCAGAGGAGGGAGAGUAUACUUCCUAUAAGGGCAUAAGAGAAGGCUUUAGGGGGAGCAGUGAGUCUCAAGAAUGAAGGAUGGGUAGGAGUCACAGGAAGAUGGGGAGCAUGAGGACAGCCACUAGCCAAAAGCACAGCCCACUUACGGAGCUCUGUCCCUGCUGGAGGAAUAUACACCCUUCAAGGCUUAGCAGGAUUGGAGGGCUGAAUGACUGGAGGCAGCUCACUAACUAGUCAGAAAUGGUCACUUCUCUAUGGGUUGUGAAGUAUUAGGCAUUUCUUUUUGGUUAUUGCUAAAAGGAAAUCCAGAGAUAUGUGGG
This is a messenger RNA of Trichechus manatus latirostris (Florida manatee), 2528 nucleotides long. It is a transcript of the gene ME3, whose product is annotated as malic enzyme 3. The record is from RefSeq and is a predicted model, not a curated record. The coding region runs from base 111 to 1811 and encodes 566 amino acids. NCBI's taxonomy places the organism in Eukaryota, Metazoa, Chordata, Mammalia, Sirenia, Trichechidae. Gene Ontology annotation, cellular component: mitochondrion. Gene Ontology annotation, biological process: pyruvate metabolic process; malate metabolic process. The transcript is spliced from 13 exons. Gene Ontology annotation, molecular function: malate dehydrogenase (decarboxylating) (NADP+) activity; NAD binding.